Molecule: messenger RNA, 3231 nt
Organism: Epinephelus moara (kelp grouper)
Lineage: Eukaryota; Metazoa; Chordata; Actinopteri; Perciformes; Serranidae
Gene: slc45a3
Product: solute carrier family 45 member 3
Exons: 6
Coding region: 458-2170 (570 amino acids)
Biological process (GO): transmembrane transport
Cellular component (GO): membrane
Molecular function (GO): sucrose:proton symporter activity
Source: RefSeq, a predicted model, not a curated record
GUGGGCUAAGUAAGAGAGGAGGGAACAGGGGACACAAAAAGAAGCCAGAUAAAAAAAAGAGUCAGACUCUUGAGCAUAGAGUUGAAGCAGGUGGUCAAAAGAGUCAGUGCAGAUAUGCUCUGCAAGUGAGCAGCGUGUUGAUUGGAUAAAGAGUGUGGACUGCCUUUAAAAUAGAUUAGAUGCUCAAUUUCCAGCCUUGCAAAAAUCUGCAGAUGGACGUUUGAGCUUUGCUUCUUUAGCUGAUCCAGAAUGCUGAGAAGAGAAUGAAUCCUCCAGGUCAUCUGAGACAUCCACGUGUCUUUGCUGCUGUCCCUCCCCGACAGCCCUCUUGUCCCACUGGGGCACCAUCUGCCUCCCCACGCUCCCCCCCUUGCCCCUGCCUGGGUCCCUCCCCCCUCCCCUGCCUCCAGUAGUGGCCAUCCCAGAGGGGAGGAAAGGCGAGCCGGCCCCUGUAAAUAUGCCUGGAUGGAGGUCUCAGUGGCGUCUCGUCCUGCUGAACUCCCUGACUUGUGGCCUGGAGAUCUGUGUGGCAGCUGGGAUCACAUACGUGCCCCCACUGCUGCUGGAGGCUGGGGUGGAGGAGCGCUACAUGACCAUGGUGCUAGGUAUUGGUCCAGUGCUUGGCCUCUUAUUCAUCCCUCUGAUUGGCUCAGCCAGUGACCACUGCAACAGCAGUUAUGGCAGACGACGGCCUUUCAUCUGGCUGCUGUCUUUAGGAGUCCUUCUGGCACUCUUCAUCAUUCCCCAUGCCGAUGUACUGGCUGCACGCCUUGCCUGGGGUGGGCGCACCCUCCAGGUGGGAUUCCUUAUCCUUGGGGUGGGCCUCCUUGACUUUUGUGGACAAGUGUGCUUCACACCACUGGAGGCUCUUUUGUCGGACCUUUAUCGGGACGAGGAGGACUGUGGCCAAGCCUUUGCCAUGUUCUCCUUCAUGGUCAGCUUGGGAGGCUGUGUGGGUUAUUUGUUACCAGCCCUGGACUGGAGCCGCGGCCUGCUCUCUGCUUACCUAGGAGGCCAGGCAGAGUGCCUCUUCUCCCUUCUCAUCCUCAUCUUCAUCUCCAGUGUGCUCAUCACCAUGAAGGUGUCUGAGGAGCCCUCGUGUGCCAGCAGUGGCUUGGUGGGAUCUGGAUCUUUACUGGAAUCAGGAGCAGGUACAACGGAGGCUGGCCGGUGCGGCGUGCCGCGGUCAUGCUGUUACCUGCUGAAGUGCAAGCUGAGGCUGCUCAAGUCUGGACCUUUGCUGUGUCUGCUGAGAACUUGUUGGUCCAUGACCCCAGCCAUCUACAGGAGCUACUGCCAUGUCCCGCGGGUGAUGAGGCAGCUUUGUGUGGCUCAGCUCUGCAGCUGGAUGGCGGUCAUGUCUUUCAUGCUUUUCUACACGGACUUUGUGGGGGAAGGCCUGUACGAGGGCGUGCCAAGUGCAUUACCAGGAAGUGUGUCCAGGCAAAGAUAUGAUGAAGGUAUCCGUAUGGGCAGUCUGGGCCUGUUCCUGCAGUGUGCUACCUCAACCUUCUUCUCCCUGGUUAUGAGUCGUUUGGUUCGCCAUUUUGGCUCGCGGCGGGUCUACAUGAGCAGUAUAGUGAGCUUCACAGUCUCUGCUUUGGUCAUCUGCCUGUCCAAAAGUGUGGUCUUGGUCACUGUAAUGGCAGCCCUCACUGGCUAUGCGUAUGCCACACUGCAGACUCUGCCCUACACACUCACCUGCCAGUACCACAAGGAAAAAGAGGUCUAUAUGCCAAAAAGGAAAACCAAAAGCGAGCAUAAAAAUGGUAUUACAACUAAGCGGGACUCUGUGUAUUUGACUCCUGUGGAAGAGGAGGGCGGAGUGAACCACAAAACAGGGACUCCCUAUGGUCAUGCUUUCUACAGCCAGGACAGUUACGAGUACUACCCCGGUCCACACAGCCAGAACGGCUCAUCUCUCAGCGCCAGUGGCUGCGAACAGGAGGAGGCCGAGUCUGGGUUUGAGAAACGUGGUGUGGGUUUGGACUUUGCCAUCUUAGACAGCACCUUCCUCCUCUCUCAGGUUUUCCCCACCCUCUUCAUGGGCAUGAUCGUUCAGUUUGCACAGUCCGUGACGGCCUAUAUCGCCUGCUCUGUCAUCUUCGGUGCCGUCGCCAUCUACCUGGCCAGUGAAAUCAUCUUUGACCAAAAGGACCUCAAAAGCUGAGACUUGGAUGCAAAAGAUGCGGGAGCGAUUGGAAUCACAAGUAACCAACCAAUCAUUCAGGUUCCAUGGGUGGAACGCAACAAUGCACUACUGUUUCCAGAAUGCCUUGCUCUAGUACCGUGUGUUAGCUUUUAUAAAAGCUCUGCGUUGGGGAAGUGUGUGUCAGGUUAUUAGAGAAAGUGGCUCACAAAAGAAAAUGUAACAAGAGACGUGUUUUCUGCCAACGAUGUGCAGUUUCUAUGGUAGAGCAGAUAGAGUUACCUGCCACCUGAAGAGUCGACACCAACUGUGUGCUCAGGUCAAGUGUGAUUAUCUCUGUACUAAAUGCAAUUGAAUUCUAUAGAAAUCUCUUCAAAAACCUUGUGUUUUGACAUCUUUUCUGUCCAUCAACUUUUUUCCUCAGGUACCACAAACAGACUUACUGUAGAACUCAUCAACCUCAGAUACACACCUUCUAAUCCUUUUUUAAUGGUCUUAUCCUGAGCUAUCCACAAUUUUUAAAGUCUGUUUUGUACGCCAAACAACAUGUUAAACACAGUGUUGGCUUGUUCAUACUCAUCUGCAAUAUCUGGAAGCUGAUUAUCAGUUGAUUGAGUCUGUUUUUAUUCACAGUGGCAAAAUGGAUAGAUUAAUGCAUUGUUUCUACCCGUUCAGAAAAUAGAAUUACAAGUGGGACCAUUGGACUUGUCCAUCCAGGAUGAAAAAUACUCUCAAAGGGGUACUCCAGUGAUUUAUUAUUGCAACUCCAUAAAGUUGGGGGACUUGUGAGAGAGAGAUUUGAGAAAAAGAAAGGUGAAAUUAUCUUUGUCUUUUAGUCCCUACAAUGGGUCAGUCUUCAAAAAUAGUUGGUCCUAUAUAAUACAACUCAACAUCAUCUUUCAUUAGACCUUCCCCACGUGGUAAUUGUCAUCAUAUUUUAAACUCCAUGCCCUCAAUCUGUAUUGCAAUUUCUCUUUAAUGCCUUACAUGUCAAACUGACGUCAAAGAAGUGGCGAUGAAGGUUGACGAAUGCGUCCCCUCACGUCGCCUGUGUUGUGGCCAUAAAAGUUGCACUGAAUAUG